AUGUAUUAUUAAGAAAAUUUGAGAAAAGCUCGUGAGUACCUUAAUAAAAGAUAAAAAUAAAUUGAUCAUUUGACUCGUAAACCCAUAUAGGCUUAAGGUGUUAACAUAAGACAAAUAUUUGCUAUUUUAAGAUCCAAAGAUAGAAAUGAAAAAAGUGAGAGUAGAUAAUUGAAAACAAUAUAUUAAGACAAAAAAGAAGAUAAUAUUGGAGUGCCAUUAAUUGUGAUCACAUCUUAAAAUCCAGACUAAAGAGACUCUAAUCAUUCUAUUACAGCUAAACUUAUUAGGCUUAAUAAAAUAACUAGAAAUAAAACUGAAAUUACUCCCACCUAAUAUAAUUUUAUAGAUAGAAUUGUUGAACCAACAAUAAAAAAGCCUGAAAUUCAUUCAGAAUAAAUUUCACCAUUAAGAAUGCGUAAAAAUGCACCUAGUAAUUUAACCGACAGGAGAUAAUUGAUACUAAAAAAUAAAGAAACUAUUCAUCAAAAAGGUUAUCAUGUUCAAAAUUAAAAAUCCUAAGGUUGUAUAAUAACACAUUAAUUUAUUCAUUCAGAGCAAACUAGUCCUAGUUUUAGAAGAUUAAAUUAAACUUCUUAUUAAUGCGAUAAAACUAAGAUUUUCAACAAAAUUAAAAAUUAACCUUUAGAAAAUGAAAUCAAAUUAAUUAGAUAAAUUAGUGGUUGGACUAUUUAAAGUUAAGAAAGCAUUCAAACACCUAAAUGA
Molecule: messenger RNA, 723 nt
Organism: Paramecium primaurelia
Lineage: Eukaryota; Ciliophora; Oligohymenophorea; Peniculida; Parameciidae
Source: the annotation of a GenBank genome assembly